AAAAAUGAGAAAGAAGAAGACUUGUUAGCUAUAUAUACUCCCACAUAAAAUCCCCAGAAUCUCAACAACAAACAUAAAAGAUCCUUAAUCCAAAUUAAUUUUUGGUUUCGAGUGAAAAUAAUAUACAUGGAAUCCUUAAAUUUCCACAACAUCAAAUUGGAGAAAGCAAAUGCUAUGUUAAGAUACAAAAAGCGUCAAAGAGUGACAAUGUUCAUCGUUUUCUGCAUAUUUUUCACCAUAAUCUCAAGAUUUUCUAUUCAAUUGCCACUCUCGACAGAUUAUGUCAAGGGAUUUGGUGUCACCCUCAUUAGUCCUCGAUUUGUCUUUGUUCUUGUAAACAUAAUUGUCAUCAUCCUCUUCUUCAAAUCAGGACAUUCAUCUGCCGCGGACAACGUUAAAUUCGAUUUGUAUGAUGAGUACAAGCAAAAAUAUUCGAUGAACAACGAGGCUUGCUGUAAAAAACAGAGGAAACAGAGCAUUUUGGUUGAAGAGGCUAAUUGUGAACAGAGCAUUACUAAUUGUGAACAGAGCAAGAAACAGAGGAAACUGGCAGAAAGGCGAUUAGAAAAGAGAAUUCAUCAUAGUCAUUCGGAAAACGUUUUAUGUUUGUCUCAUGAUGAGAAAAAAACUAGAAAAAGAAUGAUGAGGUCAGCUACAGUUGGAUGCUUGAAAAAUAUAGACACUGACAGUGUAAAACCAACAACCUCAUAUCCAGAGGCAAAUUGUGAACAGAGGAGAAUUUUGGUUGAAGAGACUAAUUGUGAACAGAGCAGUGUAGCAGAAAGGCAAUUAGAAAAGAUAAUUCAUCGUAGUCAUUCGGAGAACUCUUUAUGUUUGCCUCAUGAUGAGAAAAAAAGAAUGAUGAGGUCAGCUACAGUUGGAUGCUUGAAAAAUAUAGACACUGACACUGUAAAACCAACAACCUCGGAUGGGCUGAGCAGUGUCGAAUUCAGGAAAACUGUUGAGGCAUUUAUUGCAAGACAACAAAGAUUAUUGAAGGAAGAAGAGUUUUCAAUUUCAACAUAAGAGAUAGAAGAUAAAUACAGAUAUCAUGGAAGAAAUAACAGAGUUUUAACUAGCACAUUAUGUGAUCGGUUUUUUUUUUGAGAAAACAAAUGUAAGUGCAUUCACAAUAUCAAUUUUGUCACUUUGGACGAUCAUAUGUUCAUGUGCGUGCUGAUUGAAUGGCACUGUUAAUUAAAACAUGAGAAUCUUCAAUUCAGACA
Molecule: messenger RNA, 1226 nt
Organism: Solanum tuberosum (potato)
Lineage: Eukaryota; Viridiplantae; Streptophyta; Magnoliopsida; Solanales; Solanaceae
Exons: 2
Coding region: 127-1026 (299 amino acids)
Source: RefSeq, a predicted model, not a curated record